This is a messenger RNA of Trichogramma pretiosum, 1242 nucleotides long. Its product is annotated as multiple inositol polyphosphate phosphatase 1-like. Bases 1 to 1242 code for a protein of 413 amino acids. Gene Ontology annotation, molecular function: acid phosphatase activity; inositol phosphate phosphatase activity. The transcript has 9 exons. Lineage: Eukaryota; Metazoa; Arthropoda; Insecta; Hymenoptera; Trichogrammatidae. The record is from RefSeq and is a predicted model, not a curated record.
AUGAAACGAUUACAAGGCCAGAUAAGUCCAAUGUGGAUGUUGCAGAGGCACGGGACGCGCUACUGUGAUACACGAGAAAUGAGAAAAUUUCACAAAUUACUCGGCUUCCGGGAUACAAUCGUGAAAAAUCACGAACGAGGCGAUGGAAAAUUAUGCAGCAGUGAUAUCGAAAAAUUUCGACUUUGGAGACUCGAUCCAGGCAUGACAGAAGCAACGUCCGAUAAUCUCGUCCCUCAAGGCUACAUUGAGUUACGCUCGAUAGCUCAGCGACUGGGUCACGCUUUUCCGGAACUUUUACACGUUCCGCAUUACGACGAGAAGGAGUUUCUGUUUCGAGCGACGAAUCGACAACGCACUCAAGCCAGUAUGCAAUCGUUUUACGGGGGCAUUUUCAAUGCGUCGACUUAUCCUUUUAACGAUCCUCAAAGCUACAACGAGGAUCGCUCGACCCCUAAAGACUUCAUUCUACUGGCGCACAAAAACUGUCCGGCAUGGACAGCGAGUACCAUUGCCAGAAAAAAUAUCGAACGCGACCAAUUCACUCAGGGGCCCGAGAUGCAGAUUUUAUUUCGCGAGAUUCUGAACCGGAACGCGAUGCAUUUGUUACUUUUUUUACCGGCAGAUGAAAUUAAACUCAUGUACGAUAUGUGCCGCUACGAAUCGGCUUGGUACCCCGCUCGGGAGUCCAUCUGGUGCAUCCCGUUUAGUCGAACAGAGCUCGAGAUCCUGGAAUUCCGACAGGAUCUCGAUUAUUAUUAUUUUGCUGGGCCAGGACGAGAUUUGAGCCCAAAAAUGGGAUGUAAGACACUAGCCGAUAUGUUUGAGCAUUUUCGACGUUUGGAAGAUGAAAAAAGUUCAACAAGUCAAGUGAAGGGAGUUUUUUAUUUUGCUCACACGUUGACGAUCCAACAUUUGUUAUCCGCGAUGGGUAUUGGCGUCGAUUCGCCACCCAUGACAGCCAAGGAUUAUCCCAGCACGAACAGAAACUACCGAACAUCUCUAAAUGGUCCUUUUGCCACAAACGUCAACGCUGUUUUCUACAGAUGUAACGAUAACACCUCGUCGACCAAUCAAGUCAUGUUUCACAUAGCCGAACGACCCUUAAAAAUUUCUGGAUGCAAUGCCAACGGAAUGACGAAAAAUAAUUUACUUAGAAAUGUCGGAAAUAAUAAUCCGCCGUUUAUAGGAAACUAUCUGAUUAUGAUAGGAUUGUUAGUCUUUCAGUUGUUGCAAUUAUUUUAA